GCCAAGAGAGAAAGAGAGCAUGUCUUGGACAUUCGUGUUGCAUGCCUGAAACAUGCAGAAAGGUCCCAGGUGAAUGGGAAGAAAGGCACGGUUGCGGGGAUCAGCAAGUCCUCUAACCAAUAUGAAAUGCUCAGAAAGGAGAAGGCCGAAGAAUUUUCUGAAUAUGCGGCCUUCAGAUAUGCGGAAAAGAAGAGGGCAAGGGAUCAAGGGACAGAGGACAAAGACAAAACCAUUCCCACAACAAAAGAGGAGUUUUUGGAUUUAAGACCCAAGGCAAGGAAGGUAGGCAAAAACCAGAAAAGGAAAGAGUCGAACAAGGAGCAAACAGAAAUGGAGGAAGAAUCAGAACGAACUCUCCCAGAGAAGGAAGCGGCAAUAGUGCUGUCACAGACAGAGAAAUUGAAGAGGUGGAACAAAGAAUGUUCCCCUGAAUUCACCACCAUCACGCAGAUAGCAGGGGGUCAAGUCCCAAUGGUGGUUGAGUCCGCCAAAACAGCCAGGAGAACCCUGAGGAACAUCCGGCCUCUGACUGCAGCCAGGUAUGUGGCCAAGACACGAGAGUGGCAGAUUGCCACAGAUGUAUCCUUCAAAAUCCCCCAUUUCGUAGAAGGAAUGAAUGUGAUCAAGGAACUCAAGAGGCGGAUAACAAUGGAAUCCCCACUGGGACUGUAUGAGACGGUUGCGAUGGACGAAAGCCAGAUGGACAUAUGCACACAAGAGGAUGCAGAGGGCACACAAAAGAGCGCUGGGGAGACAAAUAGGACCUCUCCAAGGGCCUUCUCUCCUCUAAUUGCCAAAAUGCCAGAAUCAACUGUAUUAAACUCAGGAAUGUUUUGGAAGUCCUGGAGGACGGUAGCUGAAGUCCCGUACAGCAUCCUGACAGAUCUAGGCAUGUCGGCAGAACUGAUGGCUACAGCAGUCGCACAUAUUAUCUCGACAAGGUUACUAGAGGGAGACGAAGAUCUGGAAGCAAGAGCUUUCCUCACAGACAGCGAGAGAUUCUACAGAAGUGAAGCUUCCGAUGAUGAAUUAUGGAAUGUUGACGAUGAAAGGGAAAAGCCCGAUUGGUUCUCUGAAUUAGAGAGAGACAUCAAUGGGAAGACAGGGAUGAGUGGAUCCAACACUCCUGGGACAGAGCUACCUUCCCUUUCGGACGAUAGUGGACUGAAGAUCUACCAGGAGACGACCGUGGAGGAUGGGAGUGUAGACAGCCCCCCCCCUCUCCCCACAUAGACACCACUCUACCUUCCAACCCCCCUAACCCGAUGCAACCACAAUU
This is a messenger RNA of Chara braunii, 1279 nucleotides long. NCBI's taxonomy places the organism in Eukaryota, Viridiplantae, Streptophyta, Charophyceae, Charales, Characeae. The record is from the annotation of a GenBank genome assembly.